This is a messenger RNA of Aphanomyces invadans, 2097 nucleotides long. RefSeq lists its product as hypothetical. The coding region runs from base 43 to 1401 and encodes 452 amino acids. The transcript is spliced from 5 exons. The record is from RefSeq and is a predicted model, not a curated record. NCBI's taxonomy places the organism in Eukaryota, Oomycota, Saprolegniomycetes, Saprolegniales, Verrucalvaceae.
CCGACACCGAGUUGUGUGGAAGAUCAAAGCGACGUUGCGACAAUGGACGCCGAGGAUACGGUGCCAGCACCUCCGCCACCUCCACCAUUGCGCAUCGAUGUAAACGCAGAACCAGACGUGACCCCUGCCACAUCUCCGUCCACCCUGGCCGAGGUGGACCUGUCGGUUUUGGCAGAAUUGCCCGCCGAGGUCCAAGAGGAGGUGCUAGCAACCUUACGCACAGAAGGUUCAUCCACUGAAGUAGCACAACCGAUGGAUAUGCAAAUCACAGCUACAUCGUCUUCGGAUUCGUGGGAGUGCCCGAUGUGUACGUUUCUUAACCACGCAGCGUUGGCAACCUGUGAAAUAUGCGAGUUUUGCAUCCUCGAUUUCGAAGACGGCACUAGCGACACCGUUCUCCCCGACGCGGAGGCAUUUCGACACGCAGCGUCGGCAGCAAAAGCGAAGAUCAUGCGGGUGUUCAAAGCAACGAAUGUCAAGAACGAAGAGCUUCUGCAUUCGGCAUCGGCGGCUUUGCACAAAGUGCAAGCGUCUGCGUCCAAGCAACUCCAACAACUUUCAGAGAAACUGUCCCCUCGAUCCGACAAACACGUCUCCAUGUCGUCGCGGCAUGCUGUGCCGUCGUCCGACGUGUGCUUGGAGCUCUCUGUCCUACGUACCGACUUGAAAACCCCCUGUGAACCAGGAGACGAAGUGUACGAGAGUCUGCUGCACCACUUGUGGACGGCGCUGGUGGACGUGACGAAAGCAACGUCGUUUGAGCGCGAAGGAGAGGUGUGGAUGACGAUUGGAUUCCAACGCAUCAACCCCGACACGGACUUUCGCGGCGGCGGGCUCUUGGCCCUCAAGUGUCUUGUGUAUGUAUGCCACAUGCACGCUGACAAGAUGGUUUUUCUUUUUCGGGAUCAAAAGCCAGAGCCGGGGAAGCGAUGGUAUCCCGUUUGUGUGGCUGGCAUCAACUUGACAUGCCUUUUGGCUGGUCUGUUCAAGCUCGGCGACGGCUCGUUCAUCUCGACGGAAGCGCCGUACUGGCCGUUGUUCACAGAACCGAACGCGUUCUUCGAGAUCUAUUACCUCGUGUUGGUCAAGAUGGACCAAAUCUGGCACCGCAGUCAUGCCACGUACAUGGAGUUUGGCGAUGUCCUCAACGCGACCAAGAAGCUGGUGCGGUACGCGUUGGCGCAGUCACCGAUGUUGAGUCUGGCAGACUUUGCAGCGACCGUCCACGCGAUUCACGUCGACGAGUUCAAGAUCACGCGACGCCAUGAGUACUUUGAGGACCAAGAAGACUUGGAAUGUCCAGACCCGCAUCACGUCCUCGAAUGUGAUGACGAUGCCGAAAGCGUGAAGAAGACGGCCGACCGUGGCAUCGCGGGCCUCCACUACACGCUGCAAAAGUAACAACGACAGCUCACAUAUUGAACUUGAGGCAUCCCGUCUCUUUGUGCUGGUUGCCGCAGCGGACACAGCAAAAUUUGGAGCCACAGCGACCACAUGAAUAGACUGAAAGCAGGCCACACACACAGCAAAAAUGCCGCGGGGGCGUCUUUGGGGGCUUUACCGCCGCCGUCACGUAGUUGAUCACUGAGUCAUUCCCGGGUGCGACAUCCCCGCACUACGAGCGCGCAAGAGCUACAGCGGAAAUAGCACAUCGGACUUACUUCUUCAAAUAUCAAGUGCCUCAAACUCUUGAUCUUGCGCACCACACGAUGCCGGCCCUGCGCUUGAGGCACGUGGAGGGUUCCCUUCGCUUUCGCUUUGCUCUUGGGCUUGGAAGCCUUCUUGGCCACAGCAUCAUCGUCCUCGUCCAACACGAACAUAUCUUCGUCUCCAUCAUCGGUGUUUUCCAUGUAAUUGUCGGCUUCUAAUGCGUCCAGGCGAGCGUUCCGCACUUGCCGACGAGUUUCUUCGUCCACGUGUUUCAUCGUUUUGGAGAUCUUCAUCGUUCGUCCUGCGUAUGUAUAUACAUGAGAAUGGUAUGACAUAUAUCGGAGCAUACCAGAGAAGCGCUUCCUCGGGACGUGGCCGCUGCCAGGAGCUACAACGCCGCUGGACGCCAUGGUUUGGUCCCAUUGCCGCUUGGCGUUUUUGGUCGAC